AAAAGGCGCUGGCUGCAAAACAACAGGGCAUUGAAGUGUAUGCGAUAGGGGUCGGCAACAAGACAAGCCAACUUCUAGAACUGAAAGCGAUUGUUAGCCCACCUGCGCAUACCCAUGCUUUCUAUGUAGAAUCGUUUGAUGAGCUGGGCGAGCUGGCAGAGGACUUCUCUAAAGCACUUUGUUCAGUUACAAACAACAUGACGUCACCAGAAGACGACACUUGGCAAAGGCAUUACAACAUAACUUGCCUGAAUGUAACCAGCUUUCAGCAGACGACGUCAUCACCGCAAUCUGGUGCGACUGGUGAGAACGACACAGUCUCACCUACCGCAUCCUAUCAUUCCGCUACCGGGACUUCACUAGGCACUGCAAAGUAUAUAGCUAAUUUCACCUUAUCACCGAUAUCUGUUGUGACUGGUGAGAGCGAAACAGUCUCACCUACAGCAUCCUAUCCUUCCGCUACUGGGACUCUACUGGGCACUGCCAAGAAUGCAGAUAAUAUUAAAUCGGAAUCUGGUAUUGAUUCUAAUAAACCAAGCCAACAAAUGGAUGUCAUAAUAGGGGUUACCGUCCCAGUGAUUGUAUUAUUGUGCCUUGCUGCCAUAAUUGGCUUGUUGUGGUGUAUGAAGAAAAAAUCGAGACGCGUGCGAGCAGAGGAUGGUCAAGCUGCGAAGUCAGCAGAAAAAGAAAAUGGGUCGUAGAACAGGCGUAACAUUUUGAUUAUACUACAUUUUGAUUUUGCUCUUCAUUCUUCGCACUGAUUAUCAUGUUGGUUCAAGGUUUCAAUUUUUACUAACAAUAUCGAUAUAUGAGUAUCAUUUAAUAUUAUAAGAGGCACUGUGUACAAUAUGCAUUUGACAUGCGACACUGACUGGAUUGUCAUCUAUUUACUAUGUCUCCAACCUAGCCACUGGCUGUUUUUCGUUGUUCUUAAUGUCCUUUAAAUGUUACGCUUGUUGCUUUAUAUUUCAUGUCAAGUUAAAUGUUUGGUUGUCUCAUUUAUUGGCCAUUACUGUCCCCUUGUCUAUCAAACCCUAACCCGAACAAACAGCGACCUGUAUAACAUAGUUCAUGUUCUUUGUCUGUAUUGUACACGUAAUAAGCGAGAUAGAGACUUUUGUUCAGCUGAAACAAACUGCUUUAGGUGACACCCAUACAGCGGAGAAACUGUUACUUAACAAUAUGUACAUCUUCAAUCGAAUAACGUAACAGUAAUAUACAGGUACAUGCAUUUGAUUUUAUUGGGGUUAUUAACUUGCGUGGUUAUUAAUUAUUUCACGUAAUAUUUGCCCCAAGAUGUUCAACCAAGAUCAAUUAGUCAUAUGUAAAAAUACCGUAUGAGAGAAGGCAGGAUAAUACAGGCAGUCUAUCGAUCGAUUUGCUGACUCAUGGGCGCCUUAGGAAACUGUACUUUCGAUGGAUUUUCCGUCAGU
This is a messenger RNA of Lingula anatina, 1433 nucleotides long. RefSeq lists its product as uncharacterized. The record is from RefSeq and is a predicted model, not a curated record. Lineage: Eukaryota; Metazoa; Brachiopoda; Lingulata; Lingulida; Lingulidae.